This is a messenger RNA of Engraulis encrasicolus (European anchovy), 1975 nucleotides long. RefSeq lists its product as uncharacterized. The record is from RefSeq and is a predicted model, not a curated record. The transcript has 2 exons. Bases 23 to 1510 code for a protein of 495 amino acids. NCBI's taxonomy places the organism in Eukaryota, Metazoa, Chordata, Actinopteri, Clupeiformes, Engraulidae.
CUCUACAAUCUCACUGCCACAGAUGCCUGCAGACAUGAAAGUUCAGCGCAGGAUGUCCAGAAAGACUAAUAAGAUGUUUGACGAUCGCCGUAGCUCCACCAAAGGUGACUUUGUGAGAGCAAAAGAAAAGGAGCACAUGGAGGAAGUGGAAGAGGAGAAGAAGAAGACUGAGACUGAAAUAGUGACAGCGGAGGAGAGCAAGAGUAGCAGGGAGGUACACUAUGCCACCCCUAAAGCCAGCAAACGCAAGAAAAAACUUGCAUCCAAGAAGCGUAUCAACUUCUCAGCGGCUGGGCGACCCCACUUCUCUACCGAUAACCCACUGCUGUAUGCCUACAGGAAGGCUUGUAUUGACAGCUUAGAUAUGUCGUCUUCCACAGGAUUAGCUAGUAUGCUAAAACAUGAGUCGCGCCUCCUGCCCUUCGACUCAGGAUUCAUGUCCUUGGAGAACCAAGAGGUGUCUAAGCAACUUCCUGCUGCAGGGCAGGGCGGCCUCGUGCCCAUUGGCCAAAAGCCUAAGAGGGUCUUCUCUAAAGCUCACAAGUUAACCUCUCAGCACGUGUACCAACCCCCACACCCCAGCCCCCAGCAUCACCUUGGCCCAACUCAAUACGAUGUCAUCGGCCAGCCUCGUCAUGACAUCACAUCACAGCAUAGUGACAUCAUCGCCCAGCGCUACGACAUGCAGCAUCCUCACACUGUCCACCAUGAUGACGACGGCGUCCAUUAUCCUCGCGACCACCGUGACGUUCACUUUCAGCAUUGCCAUGACAACAACCUCCAGGGCCACUAUGUCACCACCCAACAUUAUGACAUCAUCAUCACGUCUCAGCGUCCUUGCGAUGCCAUUCGCUCGGAGAUCACUCCCAGCUUAACUCCCGGCAGGACAGAGCAUGCUCAGGGCCCUUGCUAUCCUCCAAGGCCCCCAGUCUCCCAGGCUCCACACAGCUCUCCUCAGCAUGACCCUAAACCUCGUCCCCAUGAGGCCUCCCCGGCUGCAGACCAGCUUGUUGAGCAGGGGAAGGCGCUGGAGCAGGGAGACGCUGGACAGUGGAGGGAGAGCCUGCAUAAGCUCAUCUCCCUCCACGGCUUUCGCUCCUGCAAAGCGGCACAGGCGGCCGCCUCUCUGCAGCAGCAGCAGGCGCGCUCCAAGACUGCUUUCCCCCCGCUCCGCUCAAAGACAGCUCUCCCCCCGCUCCGCUACCAGCCCCCGGGGUCGGCCGUGCCAGGUGAGCGAGUGCUGGAGAAGGUGGAGCUGACGGGGCAAGAUGGAGGCUCCUCUACCUCCAGCUCCUUCAUGCCACCAUUGCAGUUUCAGCAGCAGAUCCCCCUGUCCUGGCGCCUUAGCCACGCGUCCCUGAAGCCGAGGGGGCAGAUGAGGUACGGGAGGCUGGAGAUGGACUGGGUGAGCGGGGGGGCGAGGAGUGACAUAGCCUCAGCCACCUUAAAGACGCCCACCCUGCCGAAAAUCAAGCCCAGGCCGCGGCGGAGGACUCUAACCCAGGCUUAGAGAAAAAUACAAAUAGAUAUAUAUUUUCCUCCACCAAACCCAGGCUUAGAGAAAAACACAAACAGAUAUAUAUUUUUGGUUGCUUCUUCCCCUAACCCAGGCUUAGAGAAAAAUACAAACAGAUAUAUAUUUUUGGUUGCUUCUUCCCCAAACCCAGGCUUAGAGGAAAAUACAAACAGAUAUAUUUUUGGUUGCUUCUUCCCCUAACCCAGGCUUAGAGAAAAAUACAGAUGUAUUUUUGGUUGCUUCCUCCACCAAACCCAGGCUCAGAGAAAAUACAUAUCUUUUUGAUUGAUUUUAUUCAUUAUUUAUAUUUUGAAAAAGGAAGAUAUUUUUUCACAUUAAAGUAUGGGAAACAUCACUUUUUACUUGCAAUAGCAAACACUGAGAAGACACUUAGUCAGUGAUCUAUUUGAAAUCUUCUUUCACCAUAUCAAUGAUGACAAAUAAAGAAACCAAUUCACU